AUGGCAGGCUUACACACAAGAUCUGCAAUGGCUGCCCCCUUCUCUUUGGCCGCGGCCUUCCGCAGCCUUUCUAUUGCACCGAAGCGAUCCUUCUCAACAACGCCGGCAACGCAAUCGGUUCCGAAACUACCGGACACUGCUCCAGUCUACCCCUACGGACCGUCCAAGUGGUAUAAGCAGGCCGACUCCGGUCUCUACGGAGGCGCUUCGAUCCGAUUCGGCAACAAGAUCUCCAAGGGACGCAACGCAGGCAAGACACGACGAAGCUGGAAGCCCAAUGUGCGCCGAAAGAAGAUCGAGAGUGAGGCUCUUGGCGAGUCGGUCUUUAUCAAGGUCACUCGUCGUGCCUUGCGAUCAAUCUACAAGGCCGGCGGCCUAGACAACUAUUUGCUGUCUGAUCGGCCCACACGCCUCAAGGAGCUUGGUCCUUUCGGAUGGAAUCUUCGACACCAGAUUAUGCAGACACCAAAGAUCAAGGACGAAUUUGAAUCUCAGCGCAAGGCCUACGGUAUUCCUGAGCCCCCGUCAUUGAGCAAAUGGAUGAGGGACCACAGGCUGGAAAUCAGAAACAAAAUCGACAACCUAGACAUUGACGCAUUGACCAAGCCUCGCAAAGGUUCGCGACGCACCCAGUCUUAUGCUCGGUAG
This is a messenger RNA of Penicillium griseofulvum, 648 nucleotides long. Its product is annotated as mitochondrial 54S ribosomal protein bL28m. The record is from RefSeq and is a predicted model, not a curated record. Lineage: Eukaryota; Fungi; Ascomycota; Eurotiomycetes; Eurotiales; Aspergillaceae. The transcript has a single exon. Gene Ontology annotation, molecular function: structural constituent of ribosome. The coding region runs from base 1 to 648 and encodes 215 amino acids. Gene Ontology annotation, cellular component: mitochondrial large ribosomal subunit.